GGCAUAUGUAUAGUAACAAAACUGAUCGCCGAACAAAGAACAAUAGGUUAGUAUCAAGGUAACAAUAAUAUAAUGCAUAAAAAUUAUUGAUUUUCACUUAUCGAACUUGCGCAAAGUUCCUUCACUUGUCAAUUUUCUAGAUUUGUAUCGAAAAUACCGUCAACGAGAACAAACACAUCACGAUAUGCGGUCCAAGCCUAACUAAAAUUUCAUAAAAGUCAGAGUUUCGUUUUGAUAGUAGGGCAACACUGCGCUUCCUGGGUACUUUUUGUGCAAUUCGGAACAAAAAUUCAAAAAAUUAUUUGUACAACGAGAACAUGCUAACAGUAAAUAGAUUGAAAAUGGCGUCGUUUUGCCGAUCAAAUAAAAUAUUUUAAUCUUUUCAUCAAAAAUUCUUCUGAUCAUAUGUUUUCGACUAUUUCUCUCUCAAUUAAGUUUUAUAUUAUUCGGAACAUAAUAUUUAAACGGCGUCAGUGUUUAAGUGGCUUAAUUCAGUUGUUAAUUGUAAAAAGUAGUGGAAAAAUGUGUUGUAUUUUGUGUUGAGUGUUUUAAAUCACGUUUACAUGAAUUUAUCUUGGAUCUCGAGGGCGAGAUGUUAUCGACGGUGGAGGAGAGCCGGGGCUACGACUUCCAGGACCCGGAGAACGCCAAGAAAUGGCGCGGGCUCUUCGUUGGCUCACUCCGAAAGGUGCUGGAGCAGGUGCAUCCGUCACUGACCGCCGAGGAGAGUGCCCUGGAGUUCGUGGAGUCCCUCUGUCUGAGACUCCUCGCUACGCUCUGCGCUCACCCUUCACCGCUCUGCGUACAGGACGUAGAGGAGCGUGUGGCGCGCACCUUCCCCACGCCCAUAGACAAGUGGGCGCUCUGCGACGCUCGCGACGCCGCCGCCAGCGCCACCAAGCGGCGGAAGUUGUUACUACCGCAGGACCGCUUGCAUCAGAUGCUGCAGAAGGAGGUGCUAAUGUACAAGAUCGACACGUCCGUGUCCGUGUUCAUGACGGCCAUAUUGGAAUACGUGAGCACGGACAUAUUGCGGCUGGCGGGGCAUUUCGUGAAAAAGAUAUCGGCCAAGUCCGGUUACGAGACUAUCACUAGCGGCGAUAUAAAGACGGCCAUGUGUGCGGAUAAGGUCCUCCUGGACAUGUUCUACCAGGAGUCGCUAGCGGGUGCGGUGACCGCGGACCGGCGCGGCGGCCGGCGCGGCUCGCUAUCGUACGCGGAGCUCGCGCGGGACCUGCUCGCCGACGAGAAACACUUCCUCAGGGACCUGCACCUCAUCAUACGCGUGUUCAAGGACGAGCUCGAGAAGAUACUGGACAAGGACACGAGGGUGAGGCACACGACAACAACACGACUGUCGCUAUCGUACGCGGAGCUGGCGCGCGACCUGCUCGCCGACGAGAAACACUUCCUGCGCGACCUGCACCUCAUCAUACGCGUGUUCAAGGACGAGCUCGAGAAGAUACUGGACAAGGACACGAGGACGAUCUCUCUAAUUUUCGGCAACAUUGUGGACAUAUACGAGCUAACGGUGACAUUACUGGGCAACCUAGAAGACGCCAUGGAAAUGUCGCAAGAUUCACCCACGCCGUACAUAGGCAGCUGUUUCGAGGGUAAGACAGACAGACAGACACUUUUGGGCAACCUGGAGCACGCAAUGGAAAUGUCGCAAGAUUCACCCACGCCGUACAUAGGCAGCUGUUUCGAGGGUAAGACAGACAGACAGACACUUUUGGGCAACCUGGAGCACGCCAUGGAAAUGUCGCAAGAUUCACCCACGCCGUACAUAGGCAGCUGUUUCGAGGAUUCACCCACGCCGUACAUAGGCAGCUGUUUCGAGGGUAAGACAGACAGACAGACACUUUUGGGCAACCUGGAGGACGCCAUGGAAAUGUCGCAAGAUUCACCCACGCCGUACAUAGGCAGCUGUUUCGAGGGUAAGACAGACAGACAGACACUUUUGGGCAACCUGGAGGACGCCAUGGAAAUGUCGCAAGAUUCACCCACGCCGUACAUAGGCAGCUGUUUCGAAGAAUUAGCCGAAGUGGAGGAAUUCAGAGCUUACGUAAGAUACGCCAAUAUCGUCACGAGGAAAGAAUCGAGGGACGCGCUGCAGAAUAUUGUCGCUGAGCCCGCUUUCUCGGAGCGGCUGGACACCGCCGGGCACGGGUUCCGUCUCGCCGUCAAGUACUACCUCCCGAAACUGCUGCUGGCCCCGGUGGCACACGUCUUCCUGUACCACAGCUACGUGCUGGCCAUGCUGCAAGUGGCGCCCGCUACCGACGACAGGGAGAGCUUUAAACAGGUCGAAUGUAACCUUCAUCCUAUAAAAAAAUUACUCAUGAAAGCGCUAGGAAACGGACCGAAAAUUGACAUGGCACUUCGAAUGGCGGCGAGAGCGCGACGGCAAUUAGCAAUAGAGAAAUGUAACGAAUUGGCCAGGCUAGUGGACAACUGGGACAAAAGCGAAACGGGACAGUGCUGCAACGAAUUUAUCAGAGAGGACACAUUAUCAAAAAUCGGUCCUGGCAAACGGAUAGCUGAAAGAAGAGCGUACCUUUUUGAUGGCCUAUUACUUCUGUGCAAGCCAAUCACUAGUAUAGUGGGCGUGGCGGGCGCGGGCGCGGGCGGCGCGGGGGGCGUGCAGCAGCUCAAGCUCAAGGAGAAGCUGCACGUGCGGAAACUGGAACUUGUCGACCGACCCGACAGCGACGAAGCGAAGCACUGCUUGGAGCUGUUGCCGCGCGCGGGUCCGCCCGUCAUCCUAGCAUGCGCCUCCUGUCAGGAGAAGCGGAACUGGAUGUGCGACCUAGUCAUGCUCAACACCAAGCCCAUGCUAGACCGCUCUCUAGACAGCAUACUCCUAGACCUAGAAAAACGUCACCCCCUUAAACUACCCCCACCGGAACUAUACAGGUUCGCCGUCCCGGACUCGUCUGACAACAUCCGGUUAGAAGAGAGACAGGGGAACGCGCCCGCCCCUUUAAUAAAGGGCGCAACUCUUCUUAAACUAGUAGAACGGCUAACGUACCACAUUUACGCGGAUUUAAACCUCGUACGGACGUUCCUGACGACGUACAGGUCGUUCUGUUUACCCUCGGAGUUGCUGGGGCUGCUCAUCGAGAGGUUCCACAUACCGGACCCGAGCGAGGUCUACGAGACACACAUACCAGUCGUAAGGAUACGGACGCCAAAUCAACACAGGACCAUUCAGCCGGCCACAUCGCUCGAUAGCAUUAUGGAAAGCAUAGAGAGCGUAGCGAGUGACGCGGAAAAACUUAGCAAAAACACGGCCCGGGAAGACUGGAAGAGGUAUAGGAAAGAAUUCCAACAGCCCGUCAAAUUCAGAGUAAUAAACGUGCUACGGCACUGGGUGGAUCAGCAUUUCUACGACUUUGAGCGCGAGCCGCCGCUCCUAGAGAGGCUCAGGGCCUUCCUGGAGUCUGUAGACGGGCGGCCCAUGAGGAAGUGGGUUCAGAGCGUGCUCAAGACCGUGCAGAGAAAGAGCGAAAAAUCAGAAUCCGACGCUGGCGUGUCCCACGUGUUCUCAAAACCCCCACCCCGGGUCAUUAGUCACGUGGCCAACCCCGAACUGCACAACUGGCAUCCCCUGGCGUUGCAUCCCUUGGAACUGGCCAGACAACUAACCCUUAGGGAGUUCCAGCUAUAUAGACAGGUAAAACCUUCGGAGCUAGUCGGCGCGGUGUGGACGAAGAAAGACAAGGAAAAGACGAGUCCAAAUCUAUUGAAAAUUAUCAAACAUACAACAAAUUUCACACGCUGGAUGGAGAAAUGGAUAGUCGAGAGCGAGAACCUAGAAGAGCGAGUUGGCGUUGUCUGUCGGUUUCUAGAACUGGGUUGUGCUUUGCGGGACCUCAACAACUUUAACGGAGUCCUAUGUGUGGCCGCGGCCGCCGGCUCCGCGUCCGUGCACCGGCUCAGGGCCACGUUCCAGAUGGUCCCGCCCCGGUUACUCAGGCACCUGGAAGAGUUCCGGGAACUGAACUCGGACCACUUCCGGCGGUACCAGGAGAGGUUGAGAAGCAUCAAUCCACCGUGCGUCCCUUUCUUCGGCAUGUACCUCACGAACAUACUGCACAUUGAAGAGGGGAACAGAGAUUUCCUUCCCGACUCGGACAACAAACUAAUAAACUUCUCGAAACGAAGAAAAGUUGCUGAAAUAACUGGAGAGAUCCAGCAAUACCAGAACCAGCCAUAUUGUCUCACGGUUGAACCUAAAACACGGGCAUUCCUAGAAGCACUAGACCCGUUCCCAGGUCUAGAUGAGAACGAAGUCACGAACUACCUCUACGCGAAGAGCUUGGAGAUAGAACCUAGGCCGCCUGUCAAACAGAUGCCUAAGUUUCCCCGUAAAUACCCGGAGUUGUCGCUGAAGCCCGUGAAGGUGUCGCGGCGGCAGCACGCGCCGCGCGACAGCGACGCGCACAACAACAACGACGACACGCUCAGCGUGUCGCAGCUGUCGCCGACGAGUAGCGUGAGCGCGUGGGACGGCGCGUCCGUGUCGUCUCUCUCGCUCUCCGAACACAGAGGGUCGCGUUGGGAUGACGGUAGAAACUCCCUGGUGUCGCCGAGACUAGAACGUUCUGCGAGCAAUACGUUCAGUCAACUGAGCCUGUUUGACAAAGGACUAGCUCUGUUUGACAAGGCCAAGAGCAGUAGUCGGUGCGAAGAGCCGCCCUCACCGCGAGCGAUAGAACGACACUCGCCCAGACACGAAAGGACGCCGCUGCAGCCGCCAGGCUCGGGCUCGGAGCGCAAGCCUGCGCUAUCGCCGCGCGGGCCGCUCGCCGACGCCGCGCCCAUAUACCACCCCGACCUGAUGCUGGAGCGGGUGCCGCCAUUGUUGCCUCGCAACAGUACAACCAGCAACACGCACACGUCACACUCGCCGAAGACCAAACCGGAGGCGCAUACACCGGCGCCGGAGCCCGAGCGGCGCCCGCCGCCUUCCCCGCUGCCCGCCCGGGACCGCGCCAGACUGCCGGGCAUGUCGCCGAAGCGGUCGCCCGCGCCGGCGCCGCCGUCGCCGCCUGCCUCCGCCUUCAGCUUCCCCUCCCCCGCGCCCGCGCCCGCCCCCGCCACGCCCACGCACGAGCCCGUCUCGGGGGGAGGGUCUGCGUCGGCGGCGGGCGUGUGCGGCACGCCGCCGCCGCUGCCCCCGCGCCGCCCGCGCGACCAAGCGCAGCUGCCCACACCUUUAUUACAGCCAUCCUCGUCGAUACCGAGCACGACCCCGCCGGCGCCGUCCCCAGGCGGCGGGGGCUCCGCCGGCGCGCGCACCCCCUCGGCGGCGCCCCCGCCCCUGCCGCCGCGCCCCGCCCCCGCGCCCGCGCUGCUGCGCCCCGCGCACUCCGCCAUACUGCAGCGGAGACACAACACGUGA
Cydia amplana is the source of this 5407-nucleotide messenger RNA. RefSeq names its product protein son of sevenless-like (gene Sos). The transcript is spliced from 36 exons. Lineage: Eukaryota; Metazoa; Arthropoda; Insecta; Lepidoptera; Tortricidae. Gene Ontology annotation, molecular function: DNA binding; structural constituent of chromatin; protein heterodimerization activity. Gene Ontology annotation, cellular component: plasma membrane; nucleosome. Gene Ontology annotation, biological process: positive regulation of GTPase activity; Ras protein signal transduction. Bases 593 to 5407 code for a protein of 1604 amino acids. The record is from RefSeq and is a predicted model, not a curated record.